AUGGCUGAGCAACCAUCAACGGCAAAGACAUCCAUCGAUUUAUUACAAGCCGCUGGACUUUAUCCAAACCCAAAUGGCUCAUUCAACCGAAUCGAAGCAUUUCCAAAGCUCCUUCCAAAGCCGGAAAACACUACCGGUGACGAUUCAAAAUCAACCCAAAUCGCUCUCUCCAAAGACAUCCCUCUGAACCCAACAACCAACACCUCCAUUCGCAUCUUCAAACCUU
Molecule: messenger RNA, 226 nt
Organism: Ilex paraguariensis (yerba mate)
Lineage: Eukaryota; Viridiplantae; Streptophyta; Magnoliopsida; Aquifoliales; Aquifoliaceae
Source: the annotation of a GenBank genome assembly